UCUUGGAGGGAAAACGUUACAUUUCACAGUCAGUUCUGUUAAGCAACUAUGGAAAUAGAAAAGGAGCACAUUUAUGUUACCCCAACAGAACUUGAGAAUCUAAGUGAUGCUCCAUUUUCUGGUGAUGAAGAAAAUGGUGGAUCUGAGGAGCGAAAGACUGAAAUCAAUGGAAACUGGAUUCCUGCAACUUCAAUUACUGAAGCCAAAAUAAAUGCUAAAGCAAAGAGACGGUUGAGGAAAAAUUCUUCUAGAGAUUCUGGGAGAGGAGACUCCGUUAGUGACAAUGGAGAGACACUGAAGAUUGGAGUUGUCAUACCAACGAGCCCUAAGGGAAAACUCCUGGACAGGCGAUCCCGAUCUGGAAAGGGAAGGGGUCUACCAAAGAAAGGUGGAGCAGGCGGUAAAGGAGUUUGGGGAACACCAGGUCAAGUGUAUGAUGUGGAAGAAGUAGAUAUUAAGGAUCCUAACUAUGAUGAUGACCAGGAGAACUGCAUCUAUGAAACAGUAGUUUUACCUCUGGAUGAAAGAGCAUUUGAAAAAACUUUAACACCAAUCAUACAGGAAUAUUUUGAACAUGGAGAUACUAACGAAGUUUCGGAGAUGCUGAAGGAUUUAAACCUUGGUGAAAUGAAAUACAGUGUGCCAGUGCUGGCUGUUUCCUUGGCAUUAGAGGGCAAGGCUAGUCACAGGGAAAUGACAUCUAAGCUUAUCUCUGACCUUUGUGGGACAGUAGUAAGCAAAACUGAUGUGGAAAAAUCAUUUGAUAGACUGCUUAAAGAACUACCUGAAUUGGUGUUGGAUUCUCCCAGAGCACCACAGUUGGUGGGCCAGUUUAUUGCUAGAGCUGUUGGAGAUGGGAUUCUAAGCAGUACCUACAUCGAUGGUUACAAAGGCACUGUGGAUUGCGUCCAAGCUCGAGCUGCGCUGGACCGAGCUACUGUGUUGCUGAGUAUGACAAAGGGUGGAAAGCGUAUUGACAAUGUGUGGGGGUCAGGAGGUGGCCAGCAGUCUGUGAAACACCUUGUUAAAGAGAUUGAUAUGUUGCUGAAAGAGUAUUUGCUUUCUGGAGAUGUACUGGAAGCUGAACGUUGUCUUCAGGAACUGGAAGUACCCCAUUUUCACCAUGAACUUGUAUAUGAAGCCAUUGUAAUGGUUUUGGAGUCAACUGGAGAAAAGACCUUUAAAAUGAUACUGGAUUUGUUGAAAUUUCUCUGGAGGUCUUCUGUGAUUACUAUGGACCAAAUGAAAAGAGGCUAUGAACGAGUUUACUGUGAAAUCCCAGAUAUUAACCUGGAUGUGCCACACUCGUAUUCUGUGCUUGAGCGGUUUGUAGAGGAAUGCUUUCAGGCUGGAAUGAUCUCCAAACCACUGAGAGACCUCUGCCCUUCAAGGGGCAGGAAGCGUUUUGUGAGCGAAGGAGAUGGAGGUCGUCUUAAGCUAGAAAGCUACUGAAUGUGAGGACCAACUCCUGAAGCCUUAAAAGUUUAAAGGGAAAAUAGGUAUCUAUAUAUAUACAAACACGCAUGCUUUUUUGGUGUGUGUAUGUAUAUAGGUAUACACAUAUAUACCAAAAUUUUAAGAGUUGCUUAGCACAGUUCAUAUUUUUUUAAAAGCACAUGUUUUGGGUACAAAUUGGUUUUUUUUAAAUAGUUUUAUAAAUUUCAGAAAGAAAACUUAUUUCUUUGGGCAUAUAGUGGAACAACUGGCCACUUUGCUAUGGUGGUGCCUUCAAAUAAGCUAUCUUCUUAAGUGCCAUAUGUUUAUGACCUUAUCAUUCCAUGUUUGCAUUGAUGCCUGACUGCCGCUCUUUCUUUCAAGGACAGUGUUGUCACCAUAAAAUCACUGGUUUAUACAAAGCUUUAUAGAAGGGUCAAGUUAAGCUGCUGUGAUCCCGUUUCCAUUGCUGCUGAAGAAAUACUGUGCUUUGGGAGGAAAAAUAGCUGUUUCUUUAUUUUAAAGAGCCCAAGAAAAUGGAGUUGGGUCAUAAAUUAGUCUGUUCCAGAGGAGAAUGCCGGUUGGUUUUUAGCGCCCGUGUACCAAACUUGUCUCUUUUUUUCUAUGUAACCGGAAAAGUGAAAAGUUGUGGUAAAGCAUAUUAAAAAUAUUUUUU
Molecule: messenger RNA, 2110 nt
Organism: Phaethon lepturus (White-tailed tropicbird)
Lineage: Eukaryota; Metazoa; Chordata; Aves; Phaethontiformes; Phaethontidae
Gene: PDCD4
Product: programmed cell death 4 (neoplastic transformation inhibitor)
Exons: 11
Coding region: 49-1452 (467 amino acids)
Biological process (GO): negative regulation of DNA-templated transcription
Cellular component (GO): nucleus; cytosol
Source: RefSeq, a predicted model, not a curated record